AAUUCAAUGGCGAAUGGGCUUCAGUUAUACGUAUCUGAAAAGUGUCAAGAAUUAAAAGGCUGUGAAGUGACUAUUGAGUUUUGUAAGCGAAUGAACGACUUGUUCGACGCUCUAAAUCGGAAAGUUCCGAAUCAAAGAGUUACUUCUAAUUCUUACGAUUUCCAGGUUCUGCGAAGUUCAAUACAAUGGCUGAACGACUGGGAGACCGCUCAAAUUAUGGGGGAAAUUAACGAGCAUGAGUUUUUGACUCAGGAGACCGCAAGAGGUCUUCGUUUGUCACUCCAAUCUACGAUGAACUUAUGUCAGUAUUUGGAGGCGCGCUACGAUUUCAAAUAUCUAUUAACUGGGAAAGUGAACUAGGACAACUUGGAGAACUUUUUCGGCACCAUCCGCCAAGCGGCGGGUUGUAAUGACCAUCCGACUUGUCCGACUUUUCUGCACAUAUACAAAUUACUUUCGAUAUAUAGUAUUUUGAAGCCGCCGAAGUACGGAAAUUGUACUGUAUCUGAACCUGAGCAAAAGAUACUAAUUACAGUAAAUGACCUCAAAGAGAUAAGCGGAAAACCGGAAU
This is a messenger RNA of Harpegnathos saltator (Jerdon's jumping ant), 571 nucleotides long. RefSeq lists its product as uncharacterized. The transcript has 3 exons. The record is from RefSeq and is a predicted model, not a curated record. Bases 7 to 360 code for a protein of 117 amino acids. NCBI's taxonomy places the organism in Eukaryota, Metazoa, Arthropoda, Insecta, Hymenoptera, Formicidae.